Messenger RNA from Hemiscyllium ocellatum (epaulette shark), 902 nucleotides. Its product is annotated as THAP domain-containing protein 5-like. The transcript is spliced from 3 exons. The coding region runs from base 28 to 858 and encodes 276 amino acids. Lineage: Eukaryota; Metazoa; Chordata; Chondrichthyes; Orectolobiformes; Hemiscylliidae. The record is from RefSeq and is a predicted model, not a curated record.
CCACAGCCUUGGUUGUGUCACAACGAAAUGCCUAGGUAUUGCGCGGUUGCUUGCUGCUCUAAUCGAAGUGGCCAGUUGUCAUCUGAUAAUCAGAAGUUGGGCUUCUACCCGUUUCCACUGCAAAACAAAGAAAGACUUAACAAAUGGAUCAAAAACAUGAAACAUGACAACUGGUUCCCCACAAAGCAUCAAUGCAUAUGUAGUGAACAUUUUACUGCAGAUUCAUUUGAAUGGCGCUGGGGUAUCCGUUAUUUGAAGCCACAGGCUGUACCAACUGUUUUCCCAUUUUCAAGUCAUCAGCAGAAGAAGAAACUGUGUUCUCGAUAUAUUCGUAGGAAAAAUAAUUUUCCAAAAGAACCAUCAGAAACAAAUCCCCAAAACUUUGGACCUGCUGCAACAAAUGAAGUAACAACCAGAGAAAGACUAGAAUCAUCAGUUCCUAAUGCAGAGUGUGAUGAGCAAUCCCAAAGGAAUUCAGAACUUAACACUGCAUCUGACUCCCUUGGAAAUCCAGAACAAUCUUUUGACACCACAUUAGCUGAAUCCUUCAUAACAAUAAAAGAGCUUGAAACAAACAAAUUGUUCAAUGAUCAGCAACCCUUUGUCACUGAAAACGUUCUACAAGUUGAGCAUUCAUAUUGUAGACAGGAUACUGGCAAGGCCCAGCUCUGGGAAAAGAUUUUCAGAUUACAGAAGAAGAUAAAAAUACUUCAGCAACAAGAGCAGAGGACUGCAGCAAAGCUUAAAAAAAUGGAACAACUGAUUGAGCAUCUGAGAAAAGAAGAUCUUACUUCUGAAGAAAAAAUGAAGGUUAUGGAAAACUGUUUGACCACAUUUGAGUUAACUGUGUUACAAUAAAUAUCCUUUGUGAUUAUAGAGUCAUAGGGAUGUACAGCAUGCAA